AUGAAGUCAGCGGUCACGCUAGUGGAGUGCGUACGCCUCGUGGAACAAGAAACCCUCGUCGUAGUUCAGAUGCUUGUCAAAAUUAGCGAAACAGUAUUCGGCGAAAAAGUCGCAACGGUGACUGCAGAGACAACCGAAAAGCCACCAACUUUGAUUAAUGAAGAACAAAUUGAAACUAACGAUAAUAAAACAGAACCAAGUAUCGUUGAAAACAAAGACAAAUUUUCCAAACCAAGUAUCGUAGAAAACAAAGAAAAAUCCUCCAAACCAAGUUUCGUUGAAAACAAAGACAAAUUUUCCAAACCAAGUAUCGUUGAAAACAAAGAUAGAUCCUCCAAACCAAGUAUCGUUGAAAACAAAGAAAAAUCCUCCAAACCAAGUAUCGUUGAAAAAAAAGAUAAAUCGUCCAAACCAAGUAUCGUUGAAAACAAAGAUUCAUCCAAACCAAGUUUCGUUGAAAAUAAAGAUAAAUUGUCCAAACCAAAAAUCGUUGAAAACAAAGAUAAAUCUUCCAAACCAAGUUUCGUUGAAAACAAAGAUAAAUCGUCCAAAUCAAGUAUCGUUGAAAACAAAGAUUCAUCCAAACCAAGUAUCGUUGAAAGCAAAGAUAAAUCGUCCAAACCAAGUAUCGUUGAAACCAAAGAUAUAAAGGACAGUCAAAGAUCAACACAAAAACGCGAACGCCCUCAAGAAAAGGAUGAACUUGAACAAUCAUCAAACGUAAACAACCAGGCGAAAAAAAUACGCUUGGAAAAUAAUCAAAAAGCAACAAAUGAAAAACAAAAUACAUUAAAAUCUUCUGAUAAGGGAAAUUCUUCAGAAAGGCCCUCUAUAAGUGACACUAUUCUUGACAAAACUAGAGAAGUUCAAAAUAAAGAUAAUUCCCACAAAUCCAUUCCACAAAAAGAUAAAGUUCCGUCGGAAAAUAAUGCUGAUGAAGGUAAUGGUAAUGCAAAAGUUGGCUCAGGUGUAAAGCUGACAGAAGAAAGAGCUCAAGGUAAGGGAACUGUAGAAACAGCCGAGAAUGGAACACAGACAGAGACAGACAAUUUCAAACAUGAUCCAACCUUCGAACAACUUUUACAAUCUUGCGGUGUCAAACCUAAUGAAUCAUAUUAUCUGAAAAAUGGUCAGCAAAUUUUCAAUUUAGACGAUGUCAAAUUUGUCUACAACACAAUUAUAGAAAGCAAAAUAAAAUUCAAAAAUGUUUAUGAAGAAAUCAAAAUUAAUUUGAAAAAUGCAUUCGCUGCUGUAGGGCUGGAAGUUCCAGAAUUUUGUGGCGAUUUAUUGGCUCCUAUGUUAAAUACAUCUAAAGAGUAA
Spodoptera exigua (beet armyworm) is the source of this 1320-nucleotide messenger RNA. The record is from the annotation of a GenBank genome assembly. Lineage: Eukaryota; Metazoa; Arthropoda; Insecta; Lepidoptera; Noctuidae.